Molecule: messenger RNA, 949 nt
Organism: Colletotrichum destructivum
Lineage: Eukaryota; Fungi; Ascomycota; Sordariomycetes; Glomerellales; Glomerellaceae
Exons: 2
Coding region: 506-739 (77 amino acids)
Source: RefSeq, a predicted model, not a curated record
AGCAAAUACUGUAUUGCAAAGGCGCACUUGUUCAUGAAGCUGUUGAUGUAAAACUUGGAUUCAGGCGGCAGGAAUGUUGAACGACCACUCAGACAUAUCUGCGUCGCCAAAUCCCAGUAACUACUUUAUUGACGCCUUAGUUCCUGCUGACUCGUCUGUUUCCAUUUCAGGCCUCAGUUCCGAGCUUUAGUAUCUUAGCUUCAGGAUCAUGCUACAUACGCCAUGCGGUUUCUGCCUUGUAAUUAGUCGACCCGCCCCGCACAUUUAUCUAUCUCCCUCGAUCAUUACUUUUGAAUCGGCUCUUCGGCAAAGGAGCAACGUUUGACUCUGUAAUGACUCGUAGCCUGAAAUAGGUAUUUAAGACACACUCAAGACCUCCUCUUUGUAAUGCAUCUUCUUUGCAGACUUCACGCUCUAACUGCAGAGUACAACAUCACAGAACAAAUAUUCCCGUCCCGGCAGUAGCUACGAAACUACGUUUAAGAACAGCGUUUUACAACUCAAGAUGAAGCUCGGAUUCUUUACUGCUCUUUCUAUCUUUUUAGCUAUCCAGCCGGUCACUGCUCGAUUUUGCUCUCUUAAUGCCAUCGAAUGCACCUAUGACAGUGGCCGCCGCUGUGCUAAGUGGUGCCCCCAGGUUGACUGUGGCUGCGCUGAUUUCAAGGACGGCUAUGGCAACCUUCAAUCUUCAAAGUGUAUAACUGAGGCUGAGUGGCUCGGUCGUCAUAAGUGCGGCUAGUUAGGGAGGAGACAAUGCAAUAGUAGCGCUAUUGAUAAAGCUAUUAAAUUGAAUAGGCUUAGGGUUAGGCUACAUCUAGGUCUAAGUUGCUUAUAUAUAAGCUUAAGUAGAGAGUAUAACUAGCCUCUUUUCUUCCCUAAAGCCUAAAUGUAGCCAACAACUGCUAUUUAGCCCGCGCCUUAUACUUCUCAACAAGCCUCUUCUGUAUAA